AUCACACACCUACCCAUUCUGUCUUUUUUAUAUAAAGCAGAGAGGCAUGGUUAAGGGACAGUAGUGAAUAGUAAUACACCCUGAUGCCACCAUCACCAUGGGAAAGAUAAUAUUUUAUGAGGAUAGAAACUUCCAAGGCUGCUCUCAUGAGUGCAUCACUGACUGCUUAGACCUUCAAACGUUCUUCAUCAGAUGCAAUUCCAUCAGGGUAGUGAGUGGCUGCUUUAUGGUGUAUGAGCGGCCAAACUUUACGGGCAACCAGUUCUACCUGAGAAGAGGAGACUACUCAGACAAUCAGCACGCAUUUGGCAUUGGUGACUGUAUUAGAUCUUGCCGUUCCAUCCCUCAGCAUCAUGGCAACUAUAGGUUGAGGCUUUUUGAGCAUUUUAACAUGUCUGGCCAGAUGCAUGAGCUGGUGGAAGACUGUUCAAACGUCCAGGAGAAGCUCAGCAUGUCCAGUUUUAGCUCCUGCAGCGUGAUGGAUGGCCAUUGGCUCCUUUAUGAUCAACCAAACUACAAAGGCAGAGUGUACUAUCUAAGGCCCGGGGAUUAUCAAAGAUACAGCGACUGGGGAGGCACCAGUCCGAAGAUCGGCUCGAUUAGAAGAAUCACAGAUUUUAAGUAAAGUUAAUAAACAUUUUCUGCCAAAUAAAGCCUUUAACUUGUGCUCUA
Messenger RNA from Cyprinodon tularosa, 672 nucleotides. RefSeq names its product gamma-crystallin B-like. Lineage: Eukaryota; Metazoa; Chordata; Actinopteri; Cyprinodontiformes; Cyprinodontidae. Bases 98 to 625 code for a protein of 175 amino acids. The transcript has 3 exons. The record is from RefSeq and is a predicted model, not a curated record. Gene Ontology annotation, molecular function: structural constituent of eye lens. Gene Ontology annotation, biological process: visual perception; lens development in camera-type eye.